Molecule: messenger RNA, 1844 nt
Organism: Bolinopsis microptera
Lineage: Eukaryota; Metazoa; Ctenophora; Tentaculata; Lobata; Bolinopsidae
Product: UDP-glucuronosyltransferase 3A2-like
Exons: 1
Coding region: 1-1629 (542 amino acids)
Molecular function (GO): UDP-glycosyltransferase activity
Source: RefSeq, a predicted model, not a curated record
AUGGUGCCACUAUUAAUACUUCUGCUAUCCCUCUACCAUUCCUCCACUUGCUCCUUCACAAAGAACAUCCUUGUCACAACACCCUGGAGAGGCGGACACUUCGCCUACCUUCUAAACAUUGCAGCUACUCUGGCUGAUUCCGGACAUAAUGUGACUUUCCUAGCUCUGCUUCACGAUCCAGACAUUCCGGUGCCCAGGAAUAUCCGGUAUCUGGUGCCGACCAAUAUUUCUCAGGAUAUCAGAGGUUUGAAGUACUUGAAUGAAGUUGCGGUGAAAUCAGGUGCUUUGGAUGGUUCUUCUGAUAAACUUAUCAGCAGGAGCAUAACAGGAAACUCGGUGAUCUUAGGAGAAACUCUCAAACAAAUAAAACUACGAUUUGAUUAUUUCUUCGGGGUUGAAAUGAUGGGUAUGAUGGAAAACACACAAUUUGAUCUGGUUGUUGUAGAGGAAACCAUCUUCCACCCUAUCGCGGUGAUAGCACGAAAACACAGCAUACCCUUGGUGACAGCAAUAUCUGUGGUGGACCAGCAGAGAGCGAAACAUGAGCAGAACCUUCCAGCACUUCUAACCAGUGAGGCUUCACAGUUUCUCAACAUUCAGGGAUCAAUACCUCCCACUUUCUUGCAAAGAAUUCAACUCUUUGUGGAGCUCGGAAGUUUCGUUUUUAAUUUAGUUCCUGGAAUUAUGAACAUUAUGGCUGGGUAUUUGGCGGAAGAAGGGUUGAUUGGACUGACUGAUUUGGAUAAUAUGACUCAGCUGUAUCUAGUGAACGAUCAUCCGGCUUUAUCUUUUCCAUACUUAAGGGCGCCCAAUUCUCUCAACAUAGCUGGAAUAGGAUUAAAGAAUCCAUCUGAACCAUUAGGUAGUGACGUAUCAAAGUUCGUGGAAUCAGCCAAGAAACGAGGAAAGCACAUAAUCUACGUAAAUCUUGGAACCUUAGCUUUUUCGCUCGACCAUUACCAAUCAAUGUUUGGGGAAGAAUUCUUUGAGACACUACAAAAAUCAGAUGAUGCAGUGAUAAUAGUGCGCAGUGACGUAGAAUACUCUAAUCAUGCAAACGUCCUCUCAAAAUCCUGGCUCCCCCAGCGAGCGCUGCUAGCAAGCUCCACUGUAUCGCUGUUUGUAUCUUCCUGUGGAAACAAUGCCAAGAUCGAAUCGGUCCUUCACAAAGUACCCUUGUUGUGCAUUCCACUGUUCACCGACCAGUAUUUCAACUCUCUUCUCGUCAAAAGGAAUCAUUUUGGAGAGAUGCUGCUGAAAGAAGAUUUCUCUCAUGAGGCAUUGGAGCAGAUGGUUACACAAAUGUUAGAGAAUCAAAAGAAGUACAUUGAAAGUCUGCACGCUGGGUCCUCUGCUGUUUUACUAAAUCCAGCCACACCGGGAGAUAAUUUAGUUUUUCAUUGCAAUCAUCUAAUGGAGUUCGGGAAUCUCAACUUUUUGAGGAAUGAAGUGAUCGGCCGACAAACUACUGUAGAGAUUUACAAUAUUGACAUUCUGGCAGCUAUAUUUGUUGCUUUUCUAGCGGCUUUAAUUUUCGUGUGGACCAUUGGAAAAAAGGUGGUUAAUUUUGGGUGGACUUAUUUUAAGAAGACUCAAGGAACCGGGAUAGUUAGAGAGAAAAGAGAGUAAUUAAUUUGGGCUUGUAUUUAAAAACCAUUAUUUAACUUAAGUAAUGGGUAAACUAAAUUACAUUUUAAGGGUAAAUUAUGAUUUUUAGGUUGAAAGAAUAAAUGGAAUAUUGAUUAUGUAGCAUUCAAUUUUAUUUGGAAAUAUGAGAUUGCAGAUCAAUUUUUGGAGUUGUGGGAAUCUAGGAAUAUGUUUCUCAGAUGUUUUACUUUGUUUUC